Linum trigynum is the source of this 9276-nucleotide messenger RNA. The record is from the annotation of a GenBank genome assembly. NCBI's taxonomy places the organism in Eukaryota, Viridiplantae, Streptophyta, Magnoliopsida, Malpighiales, Linaceae.
AGGAAGUGGUUUCACUUGGCCAAUUCCUGGAGUGACAGUAGAGUCGAGUCAAGUUUUUGGCGCCGUUGCCGGGGACGGCUAGGUUGUUGAAGAAAAGUGAUUUCUGUUAAUUUAGCUUUUCUUUUUGCUUUGUUUGCUUUGUCCCACUUGUGCCUUCACGGGUUUGCUUGCUUGAGUGUGUGCAGGUAGUGCAUGACCCGUAGCCAGUCGGGAGGUUUACUGCCGUUGAAACCAGAGAUUGACCGCACCUGUCGCCAACUCAGGAGACAGCAGCGAGCUAGACUGGCUACGGAAGAGCGCCUAGACGGCCACUUGAGUAGCGAUUCUGAAGAAGAGUACGAGAUGGACGGAGACUACAAUCAGCACCAGGGGAAUCCUCAGCAGGCUCCCCCGGUGAAUCAGGUCCUGGGGAACAACCCCAUACCCCAGGAUCAUGGAGUUCAUCAUCCACCGCAGCCGGGUCCCACCUUGGAGUACUACUACACUCCUCGGAUUGCUGACAUCCGCCCGGUCAUCCUCUACCCGCCUAUUCCAGCAAACAACUUUGAGAUCAAGCCAUGCUGGAUUCAGCUCAUUACAUCCUCUAUCCAGUUCCAUGGCUUGAAGGAUGAGGAGGCCAGGGUGCAUCUUUCCCGUUUUCUGCAGCUGACGAACGGGUUCAAGUUGAAUGGUGUCCCGGAUGAUGCAAUCCGCCUUCAUCUCUUCCCCCAUUCUCUGGCGGGGAAUGCUAAGAGGUGGUUGGAGACCCAGCCCCCAUUGUCCAUCACCUCUUGGGACGAUCUGGCUGACAAAUUCGUGCACAGGUACUAUCCGGCAUCGAAGACUACAGAGAUUCAGCGGGAGAUCACUCACUUCUGCCAGGAGCCAGAUGAGUCACUUCAUGAUGCAUGGGAGCGGUACAUGGGAUAUUUCUGGCAGUGUCCCCACCAUGGCUUUAGUGAUGCAUUCACAGUGGGGAAUUUCUACAGUGCUCUCUCUCCAGACAGCCAGAGGGUGAUUGAGUCUCUAUGCCCAGGAAGGGAUGUUCUCACUAAGACUCCACCCGAGCUGAACCAGAUGAUUGAUACAUUGGCUGCCAGAGAUCAUUCCUGGGGGCAGAGCAGCAAAGGCAGACAUUCCAGGGACCGUGGUGUGCACGCCAUGGAGACCAGAUCCGGGCUCGAGCAGCAGGUAGCUGAGCUAGUGCAGACACUGAAGCAGCCCAACAGUCUUAUUCCAGGCAGAGGUUUGGCUACACCUCCAGUUGCUCAGUGUCAGUGGUGUGAGAGCUCCAAUCACCUAGUGGAGGACUGCCAGGCUAUGAGGGAGUCUACCACACCCCAGGAGCAGUUGGCCUUCAUCGCCAAUGCGUGGCGCCUCGAUCCAUACAGCACUACAUAUAAUGAGGGGUGGCGCCAGCAUCCCAACUUCGCCUGGAGCAGCAACACCACUAAACCACCUGGUUUCCCAGCACCAGCAGGUGGGUUUCAGCAGAGGCAGCCCUUCCAGGCUCGCCAGGGGCCAGACCCACAGCAGCAGCCCUACCAGCCUAGGCAGGGGCAGCCAUUCCAGCAGCCCCAGCGCCAGUUUGCCGAGCCAGCAGCAGCUCCAGCUCCAGAUGACAGGAUGACGAAGCUGGAAAACAUUCUAGCUUCAUUCAUGACGAGCACUCAGGCGACUAUCACGAGGUUGGACCAGAGUGUAGCCUCACUGGAGGCAGGUCAGAGGAACCAGGGUGCAAUUUUGCAGGAUCUACAGACCCAGGUGGGCAUCUUGGCCCGCCAGAACACCACCAGGGCACUGGGGACUUUGCCUGCCACCACUGUCCCGAAUCCUCGAGAUCCUCACCAGCAUCAGCAGCUGGAUGCCAUUUUUACCAGGAGCGGUAAGACCAUAUCUGCUGAUCAUGUCCCGGCCAGACAGGAGGAACCACUGCCUGCUUCAGCACUUCUAGCCGACGAUGCAGAAGUGCGGGUGGAGAAGGAAGCCCCUGCUCCCAAGCCACAACCAGUUAUUAAGGAGCAUGUGCCCCAGCUUCCCUUCCCCACUCGCCUACAUAAAGACAAGCUGGAGACUGAGUUUGCCAAGUUUAUGGCAAUGUUGAAGCAGCUCAACAUCAGCAUACCGUUUGUGGAGGCACUGUCGAAGAUGCCCAAGUAUGCCAAGUUCAUGAAAGAUCUCUGCACCAACAAGAAGAAACUUGGGGAUCUCUCGACAGUGUUUCUGAGCGAGGAGUGUUCUGCUAUCCUGCAGAACAAGCUGCCCGAGAAGCGCAAGGAUCCAGGGAGUUUUACUAUCCCUCUUACUAUUGGCAGCAUGCAUGUAGGAAAGUCCUUGGCGGACCUAGGCGCUAGCAUAAACGUCAUGCCAUAUAAGUUGUAUAAAAAGCUAGACCUAGGUGAACUUAGCCCUACUAGGAUGAGCAUUCAGUUAGCUGAUCGUUCUAUCGUGCAUCCUAGGGGAAUCAUAGAGGAUCUGCUUGUUAGUGUUGGUGCAUUCACAUAUCCUGUUGAUUUUAUUAUUCUUGAUAUACAUGAGGAUGUGGAUGUACCUUUGAUUCUGGGUAGACCCUUUCUUGCCACCGCCAAGGCACUUAUUGAUGUGCAUGAUGGUAAGUUGAUCUUGAGUGCUGGGGAUGAACAGGCUACUUUUUCUGUGACUGAAUUUGAUCACUGUGCUAUGAUUGCUGUCACGCCUGUGCAUGCCAUUUCUGAUCAGGUACACGAGUCUGUCGUGUACCCUUCUGCACCUCCUAUUUUGCAGGACCCUCCUAUCAUUCCUUCGCCGCCACUCCAUCCAGCCUCGCCUCCGAACAAAAAGCUCAAGGAGGAGUGGCGGCCGAAGCAGCAGGUUGCUAAGCCUGCGCGGAAGAAGAGUGGAGACCACUAUGAGCUGGUCCCACCUCCUGCACCACGACCACCCUGGCCGUCCGGGUACUCACUCGCCUGCAUCUUGCCAGAUGGGCAGGUCGAGCUGACUGAUGAUAGUGGUCGCAUCCGUCGGGUGCAUGGCCACAACCUGAAGCUGUACCUCAAGGGCGACGUGGAUUCGCUCUUGGAGGCACCUGUUCCUGCACCGCCCUGAGUAUCCACCAUGGGCGUCCAGCUACACGACGGUAAAGAAGCGCUUGUGGGGAGGCAACCCCACCACGGUUUGAUUUUCUUUCCUGUGUUUUGAGUCGGAUUGUAACCCGGUUUGGGUUUGGUUUGUUUUUCUUUUGGUUUGGAUGAUGUUUUAUUGGGCUGACCAUUGAACCUAACAUAUUGUGUUUGAGCUCUUCUGUUUCCCUUUGGCUGUGCUUGCCCCGACUGGCCCGCUUCCAGUCUCCUGUAGUCCGUGCAUACCGGUAACAUCGUUCCCCUUAUCCUUCCCUCUUCUCCAUUGAGGGCAAUGUCGAGCUUAAGUGUGGGGGGAUGUUUAUCUUUUGACUGCAUUAGAUCUGUUUGUGUGCUUGGAGCCUAGUCCACUGUCCAAAUUUUUAAAUUUGAGGGCUCCAAGUACGUGUUUCCUUGCAAUUGCCUGCUCAGUAUGCUUUGAAUUGACAGUCUUUAUAGUAAUAUGCAACCUAGGGAGGUAGUGUAGCACUAUGGAGGAUGUUGAUGCAUUUAAGAAGUCUCAUUUCUUCUUCAUAUUGAGUUGGUUGAUUGAGUGAAUUAGUGAUCUUAGGACCCUUGAAUUGUGUGGUGUUGUGGAUUCUCUACCUGUCAUGGACUCUUGUAUCAUGUUUUGAGUUUAACAGGUGCUCGAAAAUGUGCUUCCAAAUAAACGUCUCCCGUGCGAAUAGGGCGAAAGUGUGUAAGGGGAGACGGGAAUUCGUUCCCAAUUUCCACCUACUACCUCCAACCCCCUUACAUGUCUUUCCCCCGCACAAGGCUCGAGACAUCCACUCCUGGCAUGGCCGGUAAGAGCAGGUUGGGACCCUUGAAAAGAAAAGAAAAGAAAAAUAACAGAAAACAAGCAAAACAGAAAAAAAAGGGGUUCCAACCAUCUUCAAAGAAAAUUGAGCACCUUGAAAAAUGUGAGUCCAUGAUCCUUUGUUUUUUAGAAUCUCUCCAUCCACGAUUCAUUUGUCCUCUGUUCACUGUUUGCCAUGAUGCUGACUCGCCGAAGAAGCUAUGAGAUGACUUGUGCGUCGGUUGACCUCGUAAGUUGCUAAAUGACCUAGGAAGUCCUCUACCUACGAUCUGGGUUGUUUGUUGCUAUAGAGGUCUGGAGAGUUGCAUUGGUUUGAGUGAGGUUUGCUUGGGGACAAGCAAACGGUUAAGUGUGGGGGAGUUUGAUAACGAUGUAAUUGCACAUGUUUGCGCCCCUAGUUCUUAUCCGUUUGAGGGGCAUAGUCGUGUGUUUUGGCCUAUUUUACGCCGGGUUGUGCUAUUUUGUCAUGUUUCAGGUCCCAGGUGUCAAAGGGAAGGCUAAGCGCGAGUUUCGGGGCAUUCGGAGGUCAUUUCGUCAAGCUGGAGCCAAAACACGAGCACACCUAAGGCAUUACACGGCCGUGUUCCUGUGGCCGUGCUUUUUAUGCCGAGAGCAAAUUCGAUUUGGCAAAUUCAGCUGCAAACACGGGCACCAAAGCACGGCCGUGUUCCACCAAAGCACGGCCGUGUCCACCGCGAAGCACGGCCGUGUUUCCCCCCAACUGCUGGCCGUGUAAUUAACCUUGGCCGAGACACGGGCGGACUCAGGCAAAGCACGGCUGUGUCCUCGACCGUGCUUUGGCCACUGAUGCUUUUAAGCAGAUUUUCAGCCACAAGUCAAGGGGAUUCGAGUUUUUGAGAGAUAGAACGAUUCCUAGAGAGAGAAAGUGACGAACAAGAGUCUCCAAGUGCCCUAGAUUGAUCAUCAACACCAUUGGAGGCUAGCUUGAGCUUGGAGAAGUGCCGAUCAACGUACAGAAGCAGGAAUCCAUCCUUCACAGUAUGAAUUCCGCGUCUGAUUCUGCUUUUGCUUUCUUCUCCAUGGAGUAGUUCUUCCAUUCAUCUAGGUAUGGAGAACCCUAGAUUUGUAUGGUAGGUUUGAUUGUAUGAACCCAAGUACUGAUUCUAUGAUUGAUUAUAUUCGAUUGAGGUUUUAAUGAUUGAAUGACUUGAAUCCUGAUCAAAUUCCUGUUGUUUCUGCUUUAACCUAGAAUGAGAAUAUCUGCCUAGGUUAAUAGAGUAUCCUUGAUUGAAGGUAGGGAGUUGGUGACUUUAGUCGAGGAACCAACUCACUAUUCUGUACCGGAUUUACUCCGGUAGUGGAGGUUUCGUUCUUAGGGCCUCAAUCUGUCUACUCCGGUGGAGGUUAGUCGCCCGCUAGAGAUUCAGAUUGAGAGGGUCUGAAGACCUUUAGUCGAGACUUCAGGCUGUUUAAGAACCUUCCGCAGUAUAACCAUCAUAGAAACUGAACUUGGUAAUUACAAUCCGGCUUAACUGCAGUCUAGGGGGAACCAUAUCCGGGUGACCUCUUUAACCUGAAUACAACCGUUUACCUGCUUUGUUAGUUUGGUUAGUUUAGACUUGCAUUCCAGUUUCAUUGCUAGAUAACACGAAUUCACUGAGUAGUCAUCAAAUCUAGGACCCGGGUUGACAUAUAAACCUAACCCACUAUACUACGCUUUAGGAAGUGGUUUCACUUGGCCAAUUCCUGGAGUGACAGUAGAGUCGAGUCAGCGGCCUGGCUUGGAAAUACUAACAUUUAUGUGACCUCCUUCGCUCUUGUGCUCUAGAGAAUGUGAGUAAUGCAGAAUAGCAGAAAGAAAGUAAGUUGUUUGAUUGAUUGUGAUUGUGUUGGGUUUGGAAUUGUGGAACCUUGUGCUAUGAAUACUUCCACCACCUAAAAUGCCUUUUUCCCAUGUCCAAGACCCUAGCCAAUCAUCUGAACCUGUGUCUAAGACCUCCGGAUUAGUUAGUGGUGACACCCCAUAUGUGAACUCUAACAUUUAGAGGCUGCCUUCAUGGUGAAGAGAUGUUAGGGAUUGAGAGAAUAAGCAUGCGCAUCUUUCGCAUCAAAUUGUCCUGACCCCACUGGUCGAGAGUGAGCGAUUCAUUUUCUCAUAUUCUCUAUACUCUUUUACCCCGGUGAGGACCUAGAUUGCUCGGUCUCAAUUCUGAUAUCUUGUGUUUUGUGCAUGAGGUGACUGUAUUGGUCAAGUGGUUGAGUCAAGUCUAUGUUGAUUGGUGAACAGAAAGGAUUCCUCUUCCUUUACCCGAUUUUAUUGCACUCGAAUGUCCUCUGUGGUGGUUGUCUAGGUUGCUGUUGAGUUGUCCAUUUCGCAAUGAUCAAAAGCCAGUUUGAUCCACGUGUUCUGUGCCUAUAUGAUUUGUCCCCAAUGUUGGUAUGAUUGAAAUAUGUGAGCUUACCUUGUAUCUGACUUGGUUUGCUUGGGGACAAGCAAACGGUUAAGUGUGGGGGAAUUUGAUGACUUGAUAUAUACACAUGUUUUUGUCCACCAUUCUUACACCGUUUGAGUCUUAUUUCUCGUGUUUUAGGCCGAUUUCACGCUAGGUUGUUCUUGUUUGUGAUAUUUCAGGUCCUAGUACGUGAAUGAAGGUUUGGGAACGAGUUUGGGGUCGAUUGGACGAAGAUUGGACGUUUGGCGAGAAGUUGAGGAAGCCACACGGGCACGCCUAAAAACCCACACGGCCGUGUGACCUGGGCGUGUGGCACCAAAUUGCACGGGCAAGCCAAACUGGCCGUAUAGGGGACCCCUUGUGACCGUGUGGAAAGUCCAGGGAGCUCACACGGGCAGCUUGAAAAUCCACACGGUCGUGUGGUUUUGGCCGUGUAGCGUACCUGAAGCCACUUAAGUGAAACGCGACGUUUUGCACACUCUGGGUUUCAAUCCAAUUUUGAGCCAAAGGAGAGGGAAUCGACUUUUUGGAUCAAAAACGGAGUUUUAGAGAGAGAAAGUGUGAAGAACAAACCCCUAGGAGCUAUUUGGAGUGGAUUUCUCACCAUUGAAGCCCAGAUUGCAUCCCGAGGAGUGAAGAUUGACAUCCCAGAGCAGAUUCUUCCCAUUGUUAUGAGUAUGACUGCUUUGUAUUCUAUUUCUCUCUCUCUAUGGAGUAGAACUUUCUCUCACUUGGGUAUGAAGAACCCUAGUUCCAUGUGUUAGGAAUCUUGAUUGUAAUUACGUUUGGAUUGUGAUAUUGCUUGAUUAUAAUUGAUUGAAGUGUUUUGAUUGAGUCAAUUGAAGUUUGAUCAUCUUUUAUUGAUUUCUGCUGCAACCUGAGAUAGAUAGAAUCUGAUUAGGUUGUUAGAGCUUCUUCAAUCGGUAGUAGUGAAUCGAUUAUGCGAGAGUUAGUCGAUUCACUGCUUUGUACUAGAAUCUAAUUCCAAAAGUGGAGUUCUGUGUUCAUUGCCUCAACGUUCUAUCCCGGUGAAGACUAGUCGUCUGCCGGGUAGUUUGACUGAGAGGGCUUGGUCAGCUUAAGAGAUUCCAAGCUACUGUCGGAUCUUCCGCAGUAUAAUCAGCAGUAAAGCAACCAAAAGUAAUUACAACUGUGACCUAACUAAGGAGCUAGGGGGACUCAUUCCUGAGUGACUUUUCCUUUGCUUUAGAAAACCGAACCAUUUCCCGCUUUCUUACUGUUUUUACUUAAAUCAACAAUCACUCAACUUAGUUUGCUAGAUAACAUAUAUACACGGAGUAGGCAGUAGAUCUAGACCCCGGAUUGACAAUUAGAGCUUGCCUGUUAUUGCAUUUCCGGACUGCGAUUACACUUGGUUGCAGUUUGGUGUUGUGUUUUAGCGAGUCAGUGGCUGUGGAAUUUUGGAACCUUGUUGAUCUUAACCAUUUACGACUACAGGUUUGCCAUAUGCAUGUAUCUGUUGGUUGGCGGUGAUUUCUUUUUCAUGCAGGUCUUCCCGAGGAGGUUCUUAGUCGACUUGUAUUUGGAUUUUGGCGUGUUUGGAAGGCUAGGUGCUCCACCACAUACGAUGGUCUUCAGUUCCUCCCAUCUACCAUGACGCGACAAUUCCAUUCCCAAGUUGAAGAAUGGUCUUUUACUCAAGCGGCUUUGGCUGCCUCAAGUAGUUGUCGUUCACGUCACUCAGUUCCUCUCGGGGUCUGCAAUCCUACUCAUCCUCCAAUUCCACAAGGUUCUAUCCUAGUUCACUUUGAUGGAGCAACAAAUCAGGGAUUGGGGGAGGAGUGGGAUUUGUCGGUUUUGCAGGACCAGAUGACAUUUAAUUCGCGUUUGGAAAGUAUUAUAACUAUUUGGAUGAUGCUUUCAUCAUUGAGCUCAUGGCACUUACAGAUGCACUUCGAUGGUGUCUCUGGCAUUCAAUUUCUAAUGUCUUAUUCUGUGGUGAUGCGCAGGUGAUCAUUCAAAUGGUGAACCGCAAGGACUCGUCCCAUGCACAAGCUGGUAGCCUUCUAUCUGAAGUUCAGGUUCUUCGUGCCUCCUUACAGCGGUCAUCGUUCUACUUCGCCCCGCGUAAGUAUAAUAAGGCUACCCAUCUCGUGACAAAACAAGCCCUCUCAUCCUUGGAUCGUCGGUUGGUCGACCAACGGCUUUUCCUUAAUUCUAGCUUGUAAUUUUGACCUGCAAAGGUCCCCAUUUUUUGUCGUAUAUGUUGUACUCCCUCUCGGGAUAUCUUUUGCAAAAAAAAAAAAAGAGUUCACCGGCAUACAUCUUUGUCAAACACCGGGGGUGCUCAGUUAGUACGCUAUUGUUCGCUUUGGGCCAAACCCGCACUGUUUUAUUCUUGGGUGUCCUCCCCAAGAACUUCGUGUCCUUUCCUCAGCGAUUAUCUUGAUCCGCCAGACACCUUGUAUCGAUGGGCUUCUCGUUACAAGGAUUUUCCCAGAUGCGGAACUCUCUUUGAUCCGCCAAACAAACGUAGAUCUCUCUAGAUCCACCAAACAGUCGCGAAUCAAAAAUCUCGAGGUCACCCAAUGAGGGUCCCACCAAACUAAUGUCCACCGCCCCGGAUCCGCCGAACCAGGCUCUGAUACCACUUGUCGAAACUGGACAACCCAUUAGUACGAUAUUGUCCGCUUUGGGCCAAGCCCGCACGGUUUUAUUCUUGAGUGUCCUCCCCAAAAGGUUCGUACUAAUUGGCUUGGUGGACAUUAAUAUACAAGGGUCCCUUCCCUUGUAUUAUCGAUGCGGUACUUUGAUUGUCCCAUAACAAUUUCUUUUCCACUAUUAGUAACGAGUUUCACUUUUCUUUCUUUUAUAUUUAUACUGUGAAAGUUUCAUCCAACACAGCUGGAUUUCUCUGACCGUAGCCAGUGGGAAUCCAGGAGUGGCCACCCCGGGCCACAGCCCACCCCUCCUCUGGAUCCAAAGCUAAUAUAACACUUAUGCGUUU